CCCACUCCCUCACUCCAGGGCCCUGCUCGAGCCUCCUGAGUUUCGGUCUCCACCUCUCCACACUGGAAUGCCAGUGGUGUCUCCACCUCACAAGGUCGUGUGAUGAUCCCGUGGUGACACAGCAGCAUGCUGAGUACUCAGGCAGUACUGGCUCAGCUGUCUGGACAGAGGGACUGCUGUGGGACAUGUGUCCACAGCUUGAGGUGGAGAGAGCUGUGGUUGGUGUGCGCCACCCAGGGCAGGGUGGGGCUCAGGCAAUUCUGCCUGAGGUGGACACUGCAGAGGUUGGCUUUAGUUCACUGCGUAGAUGUCAAAGGCACCAAAAGAUGGCAGCUCGCGACAGAGUGAAGAGGAGGAAGUUGGAAUUGGAGUGGAGAACGCAGCCUGUCACACUUUAUACAAAAUGAUUCAGAUUCUGUAGGUCAGGGGUGAGGCCUGAGACUGCAUUUCUAACAGGCACUCAGUGAUGCUGAAGUCACUGGUCCAGAGACUGCACUUUGAGCGGCAUUCAUCCAGAACAUGAUUAAUGAUGGGGAGCCUUGUGGAGGAGAAGGUAGGGAAAAAACACGCACAGCUUAACGUAUACCCAGCUUUCUGCCUGGCUGCUUGGAGACACCUCAAAGGGGCAGGUGUUUCCAGGCGUCUGGGGUCUGUCGGGUUCUGUUGGAAUCAGAUUGUGGGUGAUGAUGGAGACUGAUCGUAAGAGCCCGGUGAGAGCUUUGGGAGACGUAUGGAGUGAUUUGAUUUUGUUGCUUGAUAUCUCAUCCCUCACAGUCUGGCUUCACAGUUAUAUCCUCCUUAGAAGGCAUCGCUUUCUGCCGGAGGCUGAGCCAUGGUCACACCCUGGAAGGUCCUCUGUCUUAGCACUCCCCACAUGGAAAGCUGUGAUUUCUGCAUCCCUCUCUCUCUGAUUGAUUUGUGAGUUCCCGGAGAGCUAGGAACUGAGACAGCCUCUUAACCUUGUACCCCAGCACCUGCCUCACAGCUGGUGUUAGUGAGAGGGGUGGAUACAGGUUUUGAAGGAAGAAUGAGUAAAGCCUGUGAUCAAAAGGGAGUAGGAGAGCCCAGCACCGAGCUGGGGCACUGGAGCCUGUCGCUGUGGACAGGAGGCCCAGCUAUGGCAUUAGCCAGGCCUUUGGUGAAAUUGCCAGGAACAUGGUCUAAAGGGUACUCGCAUAUUGGGCGUCAGCUCUGAGGAGCGAGGGCUGGGCUGUGAGUUCUCUGAAGGUGUGGAGGGCUCCAUGGGGGAAUGGCAGUUUCAGCCAAGAAGCUAUCAUGUUGAUCUGGGAGCCAAGAGCAAACCUACUUUUCUUCUGCUGCCUUCAGGAAAGGACAGGUGCCCAGAUUUAUGCAGACUGGGGAUCAAGACUUUUCUCCCUGUGCAUCAGGGCAUGGAUAGCAGCUCUUCCUGAGGCUGAGUAGAAGCAGCAGAUAGGGCUCCAACACCGGGCAGUGUCUAGAGCAGCCCACAGCCUUAGCACCUGCGAGUGCUGACGAGGACCCUGUGGGUUAAUGUCAGUUUCAUUUUCCUGAGGAGGAAAUGGAAUCUCAGUGAGGUUCAGUAACUUGUCCAAAGCCACAGAUCUGGGAAGUGGAGGAGGCAGCCCAGCACUGGAGCUGGUUUCUGGGGGAGGAGUGGGUCCAGGUAUGGAUUAAAAGGCCAGAGCAUUGCAGAGGUGGUAGGGCAGGGCAGACAGUGGAUAGUGGGAGGGAACCCAGGAAGAGGAAGCAGGGUUGGGGAUGCAGAAAUGGGACAGGAGGCAGCAGAGAGUCAGAGGACGGAGAUUUAAGCAGUUUAACACCCUAGCACCAAUAAAGCAUUAGGUGACAGCAUUUAAAACAAAAAAAAUUAGAUCAGUUUGACUUUCUUCUGACUCAUGAUUGCUCAUCAUAGAAAAUAACAGAAAAGUUGAAAGAAUAGAAAAACUAACACAUGUGGGGUUUUUUUGUCUUUCAGAUUCCUUUGUUUUAAUUAGUUGCGGUUAUCCCGUAGAUACAACUUUAUAACAAGCCUCUUAAUAUUCUAAUCACACAGACAUCCUGUGGCUGUUUUGUGGCUUACUUAACUGGCCGUCCGAAAUUGGCAAGUAGCUUUUUUGUUUGUAAUUUUCAGUGUUAUAAAUGUUGCUGGGAGGAAAAUCUCUGCAACUAAAACUUUUUUUCAUGUCUGAAUAUAUCCUGACAGCAGGUUCCUAGAAAUGGAAUUACUUAGUCAGACUGCCUUCCAGCCCCAUUGGAAUGGUAUGCUGUGUUAGCGCUGACACAAGCCUUCUAAAAGUGCAGGUGUAAUCCCUGCGCGCAUUAGUUGUUCAUUCAUUCAUUUGUGCAUUUCACACACAUUUCUUAAGCGCCUAUGGGCAGAGGCUCCAUUUUCUAUGGCCUGAUCAGCAGGGGAGCAGCUGCCAGCAUCUUGGACCUGACCGAAAGGCGGGGGAGUUUCUGACUGUACACAAUGUCCCAGCCCUCCCUGUCUUUGUCACAGGCCCAGGAGCGCUGGACAGCCUAUGGGUCCAGAAGUAAACUUGGGUGCCUCUGUGGCUACAGGGUCCAGGCAGUGCCCACCCAUCUGCCUUCCCCUCUUGUGACACUUAGUGACAUGCUACACACUGAGUAUGGGGUUCCCAAUUUUAUCAAUUUAUUCAUGCAUUCCAUAGAUACUUAGUGCCUCAUGUGCACUGGACACUGUUCUAGAUGCCAUGGAGAUGGCAGUUCACUACUAAAAUCCCUGCCUUUAAGGAACUUACAUUUAAGGAGAAAUCUAAAGUAGGGUGAGAGGGAGAAGGAGUGAUCAGGGAAGGCCUCACUGAUGAGGUAAAAUUUAAGCAGGCACAUGAAGAAACUGAGUGAGAGAGCCAGGUGCAUAUCUAAGGGAAGGGUGUUCAAGGAGAGGGAACAGCACGUGCAAACACCCAAGGUUGGAACAAGCUUGGCACCACCUGGGAACAGCCAGAGAAGCAUGAGACCCUGGUGGAGCAGAAUGAGAUCUAGGACUCAGGGUUCAUUUCCCCAUCCCCUUUGGAGAUUUUAGAACCAGAGGGCCACCCCUCCUCUGUGAAGCAGUUCAAACUAACCUCAUGUAUUUCUCUUGCUUAUCUAUAGUUGGCCAUCACUGAGACCUGUGUUCGGUGGGCUCUGGCUUUGGAAGUCCCUGCCAUGCCCUGCCCUGCCCUUGGGUUUCCUUAUCUGUGCACUGAGGGACUUGAACCAGGAGACUGGCAAGGGUACAUUGGGCUUUCCUCUGUCUUGUCCAGUUAGGUCUGUGAGUUAGAUCUUGGGUAAUUUUUAGGUUAAUAUUAGGAGUGUGUAAAUGCCGUUGUUGAUAUUUAAUUCUUAAUAUGUUUAGCCUAUUAGAUUUCCUUUGUUAUGAAAGAGUCUCCCAGCCAGCUGUGGGCAGCAGUCAUAAGAAGUGAGUGGAGGGAUAAACCUAGUGGUUUAUCCAUCAACCAUCCAACCAUGCAUCCAUGCAUCCAUCCAUCCAUCCAUCCAUCCAUCCAUUCAUCCCACAGUGAAUUAUUGAGCACCUGUUGGGUACCAGCCACUGGGCAGGCUGCCUGUGCGGCAGUGGUGAGAUUUUAAAGACUCAGACCCAGCCUUUUUGUGUAGGGAUGUUAGCUCUGCCAGAAGAUCGUGCUGGUGAAGGACUCCACUCAGCAAGACCAGAGCAGCUAACACAUCAUACCAUAUACAAAAAUUCACUCAAAAUGGAUCAAUGACCUUAAUAAAAGACCCUAAAGCCAUAAAACUCCUAGAAGAAAACAUAGGGGUAAACCUUCACAACCUUGAAUUUGGCAAUGAAUUCUUGGAUAUGACACUAAAAAUGCAAGUAACAAAAGAAAAAUAAAUUGGGACUUCAUGAAAAUUAAAGCUUUUUUGCAUCCAAAGACAUCAUCAAGAAAGUGAAAAGGCAACCUAUGGAAUGAGAGAAUAGGCCAGGCGCAGUGGCUCCCACUUGUGAUCCCAGCACCUUGGGAGACUGAGGCAGGCAGAUCAUUGAGUCUAGGAGUUCAAGAUGAGCCUGGGCAACAUGGUGAAACCCCGUCUCUACAAAAAAUACAAAAAUUAGCCAGGUGUGGUGUGUGCCUGUAGUCCCAGCUACUAAGGAGACUGAGGCUGGAGGAUCACUUGGGAGACACAGGUUACACUGAGCCAAGAUGGUGCUACUGCCCUCCAGCCUGGGUGACAGAGCGAGACCCUGAAAGUCAACAGCUCACACUAACACAAAACAAAUUUUAAAAAUGGGCAGAAGACUUGAAUAGACAUUUCUCUAAAGAUGCACAAAUUGCCAGUAAACACAUGAAAAGAUGCUCAGCAUCAUUAGUCAUUACGGAAAAUGUAAAGUAAAGCCACAAUGAGACACCACUGCACACCUACUAGAAUGGUUAUGAUCAAAAACAGGAAACUAACAAGUAUUAGCAAGGAUGUGGAGGAAUAGUAACCCUCUUAUAUUGUGGUGGGAAUGUAAAAUGGUGCAGCCUCUGUAGAAAACAAUCUGAUUAUUCCCCAAAAAGCUGUACAUAAUAGGGCCAGGCACAGAGGCUCAGGCCUGUAAUCCCAGCACUUUGGGAGGGUGUAUCGCUUGAGCUCAGGAGUUUGAGACCAGCCUGGGCAACAGGGCGAAACCCAGUCUACCAAAAGUACAAAAGCUUAGCUGGGCGUGGUGGCACACACUUGUAGUCCCAGCUACUAGGGAAGCUGAGAUGGGAAGAUCCAUUGAGCCUGGGAGGCGGAGGAGGCUGCAGUAAGCUGAGAUGGUGCCUUUGCACUCCAGCCUGGGCAACAGAGGAAGACUGUGUCUCAAAAAAAUUUUAAAAAGCUAUAGAUAGAACUACCAUGUGACCCAGCAAUCCUACUCCUACGUAUAUACCUGAAAGAAUUGAAAGUGGACUCGGACAGAUACUUGUAUGCUGAAAUGAUAAAAUUUAAGCAUUGCAACACCAUUCACAAUAGCCAGAAGGCAGAAACAACCCAAAUGUCCAAUGACAGAUGAAUUGAUAAACAAAAUGGAAUAUCAUUCAGUCAUAAAAAGAAAUAAAGUUCUGAUACAUGCUAAAAUAUGGAGGAACCUUAAAAACAUGCUAAGUGAAAUAAGCCAGACUCAAAUAGACAAAUACUAUGUGGUUCCACUGAUGUAUCUAGACUAGGCAAAUUCGUAGAGGCAGAAAGUAGAUUAGAGGUGGCCAGGAGUUGGAGGAGGGGUGAAUGGGGAGUUAUUGCCUAAUGGGUACAGAGUUUCUGUUUGGGAUGAUGAAAAAUUUCUGGAAAUAGUGGUAAUGUUUGCACAACAUUGUGAAUAUAAUUAAAGCCACUGAAUUGUACACUUAAAAAUGGCUAAAAUGGCAAGCGUUAGGUCCUAUAUAUUUUACAAUUAAAAAAAAAAAAAACGCUUGUUUACCGGAGAUUUAAAAGAACAGAAAAAAAGAAAAGAAAAAGAAAAGACCAGAAGAGGUAGUGGGAGGAGCACGUCUUUGGCAGGAGCCACCGGUUUGGAUUCUGCCCUGCCGCUGGGUCACCUCAGAAACACAUGUGGUAACCUCAUGGGCGAAGCCUGGUCCCCUCUUUUGAUGUGAGAGUCCAGUAAGAUGGUUAUUCAGCGAUAGUUAUGACCUCCCGGUUACGUGCGUUGGGUGGAAGAAUUAAUAAUAUACGCACCUCGGAGUUACCCAAAGAGAAAACUCGAUCAGAAGUCAUUUGCAGCAUCCACUUUUUAGAUGGCGUGGUACAGACCUUUAAAGUUACUAAACAAGACACUGGCCAGGUUCUUCUGGAUAUGGUGCACAACCACCUGGGUGUGACUGAAAAGGAAUAUUUUGGUUUACAGCAUGAUGACGACUCCGUGGACUCUCCUAGAUGGCUGGAAGCAAGCAAAGCCAUCAGGAAGCAGUUAAAAGGAGGUUUCCCCUGUACCCUGCAUUUUCGAGUAAGAUUUUUUAUACCUGAUCCCAACACACUGCAGCAAGAACAAACCAGGCACUUGUAUUUCUUACAACUGAAGAUGGAUAUUUGCGAAGGAAGGUUAACCUGCCCUCUUAACUCAGCAGUGGUUCUAGCGUCCUAUGCCGUACAAUCUCAUUUUGGAGACUAUAAUUCUUCCAUACAUCAUCCAGGCUAUCUUUCCGAUAGUCACUUUAUACCCGAUCAAAAUGAGGACUUUUUAACAAAAGUCGAAUCUCUGCAUGAGCAGCACAGUGGGCUAAAACAAUCAGAAGCAGAAUCCUGCUAUAUCAACAUAGCGCGGACCCUCGACUUCUAUGGAGUAGAACUGCACAGUGGUAGGGAUCUGCACAAUUUAGACCUAAUGAUUGGAAUUGCUUCCGCGGGUGUUGCUGUGUACCGAAAAUACAUUUGCACAAGUUUCUAUCCUUGGGUGAACAUUCUCAAAAUUUCUUUCAAAAGGAAAAAGUUCUUCAUACAUCAGCGACAGAAACAGGCUGAAUCCAGGGAACAUAUUGUGGCCUUCAACAUGCUGAAUUACCGAUCUUGCAAAAACUUGUGGAAAUCCUGUGUUGAGCACCAUACGUUCUUUCAGGCAAAGAAGCUACUACCUCAGGAAAAGAAUGUUCUGUCUCAGUACUGGACUAUGGGCUCUCGGAACACCAAAAAGUCGGUAAAUAACCAAUAUUGCAAAAAGGUGAUUGGCGGGAUGGUGUGGAACCCAGCCAUGCGGAGAUCCUUAUCAGUGGAGCACUUAGAAACCAAGAGUCUGCCUUCUCGUUCCCCUCCCAUUACUCCCAACUGGCGAAGUCCUCGGCUCCGGCACGAAAUCCGAAAGCCACGCCACUCUUCUGCAGAUAACCUUGCAAAUGAAAUGACCUACAUCACGGAAACGGAAGAUGUAUUUUACACGUACAAGGGCUCUCUGGCCCCUCAAGACAGCGAUUCUGAAGUUUCUCAGAACCGAAGCCCGCACCAAGAGAGUUUAUCCGAGAACAAUCCGGCACAAAGCUACCUGACCCAGAAGUCAUCCAGUUCUGUGUCUCCAUCUUCAAAUGCUCCAGGCUCCUGCUCACCUGACGGCGUUGAUCAGCAGCUCUUAGAUGACUUCCACAGGGUGACCAAAGGGGGCUCCACCGAGGACGCCAGCCAGUACUACUGUGACAAGAAUGAUAAUGGUGACAGCUACUUAGUCUUGAUCCGUAUCACACCAGAUGAAGAUGGAAAAUUUGGAUUUAAUCUUAAGGGAGGAGUGGAUCAAAAGAUGCCUCUUGUGGUAUCAAGGAUAAACCCAGAGUCACCUGCGGACACCUGCAUUCCUAAGCUGAACGAAGGGGAUCAAAUCGUGUUAAUCAAUGGCCGGGACAUCUCAGAACACACGCAUGACCAAGUGGUGAUGUUCAUCAAAGCCAGCCGGGAGUCCCACUCACGGGAGCUGGCCCUGGUGAUCAGGAGGAGAGCUGUCCGCUCAUUUGCUGACUUCAAGUCUGAAGAUGAACUGAACCAGCUUUUCCCCGAAGCCAUUUUCCCCAUGUGUCCGGAGGGUGGGGACACUUUGGAGGGAUCCAUGGCACAGCUAAAGAAGGGCCUCGAAAGCGGGACGGUGCUGAUCCAGUUUGAGCAACUCUACAGAAAAAAGCCAGGUUUGGCCAUCACGUUUGCAAAGCUGCCUCAAAAUUUGGACAAAAACCGAUAUAAAGAUGUGCUGCCUUAUGACACCACCCGGGUAUUAUUGCAGGGAAAUGAAGAUUAUAUUAAUGCAAGUUACGUGAACAUGGAAAUUCCUGCUGCUAACCUUGUGAACAAGUACAUCGCCACUCAGGGGCCCCUGCCGCAUACCUGUGCACAGUUUUGGCAGGUUGUCUGGGAUCAGAAGUUGUCACUCAUUGUCAUGUUGACGACUCUCACAGAACGAGGGCGGACCAAAUGUCACCAGUACUGGCCAGAUCCCCCCGACGUCAUGAACCACGGCGGCUUUCACAUCCAGUGUCAGUCAGAGGACUGCACCAUCGCCUAUGUGUCCCGAGAAAUGCUGGUCACAAACACCCAGACCGGGGAAGAACACACAGUGACACAUCUCCAGUACGUCGCAUGGCCUGACCACGGUGUGCCCGAUGACUCCUCCGACUUUCUGGAAUUUGUAAACUAUGUGAGGUCUCUGAGAGUGGACAGCGAGCCCGUCCUAGUUCACUGCAGUGCUGGAAUAGGUCGAACCGGUGUGUUGGUCACUAUGGAAACAGCCAUGUGCCUAACUGAGAGGAACCUGCCCAUUUACCCACUGGAUAUUGUCCGAAAAAUGCGAGACCAGCGCGCCAUGAUGGUGCAGACAUCAAGCCAGUACAAGUUUGUGUGUGAAGCGAUUCUUCGUGUGUAUGAAGAAGGUUUAGUCCAAAUGCUGGAUCCUAGUUAAGACAACUGUGAAAAAGUUCAUUCCUCUUUCCCAAGGGCAUCCUCCUUGAAAGAGGAGGACAGACCUCUCUGGAAGCAGCAAGAGGAACCAGUAGCUGUGGGAAAGGAAUGGGCACCUCUGAACCCAGGCACUUUAAACUUCUAUAGAAAAGAUAUCGUGUACAUAGGAACUGGUGUAGAUAAGCAUGCAAUUAUGGCAUCAUUUAGGCCUGUAUUUCUAUGGAAAGAUACAAAAAGGAUCUCAGUUUGGGGCCUGUCCUAAUGCCUUCUUCCCUAACAUCACCACACACACCCCUGUCGGCAUCCUGGAGCAAUUGAGACCGGACACCCACAGAGCUGUUGUCCUCCCAGCAACAAGAUGGUGUGGUUAUCUUGGGUCAUUUGGAUGUUUUGUUUGUUUCUGUGUGUCAGACUGUAAGGGCUGAGCUUUCUGUGCUUCUAGGUGGAGCUGGAACAAUUCAGAUUCACCCGCCCUGAUGCUAAGGAAACCCUGACGUAUGUACUAGAUGGCAGGGCACUGGGGGUCAGGCUGAAGGCUGAGCAACACCUCUCUGCCCUCCCUCCCUUUGUCCCAUCUCCCAGCGACUUCCAAUAUUCAUGUUUCUGAGAAUUGUGUCCCUCUUCAGGUUCCCUCUUGGUGCCUAACCUGGAUUAGUAAUGUGCAUUCAGGUGAAUUUUCAGCUGAGGCUCUGAGAACUGGUACUCUCAGUGUGUUCUGGUCAUCUUGUGGCUUAGUUGUAGAAGCAGGUGUGUCUCUUGCCUCUGCUUGCCUCCUACUGCACACUCAGCACCCAGGACUGGAAUCACCGACUACUGAAUCUCCUACAUGUAUUGCUGCUACUUCAAGCUCCUCCACUUGAAACCUUAUGAUUUUCCCAAGGGGAGAUGGGACAGUGUCAUCUAAAUAUUCCGAAUGUUUGGCCUUCUGAGAAAAGAGCUUCUAGUAAUUGAACCAUGGGAAACCCAGCUUCUGGAGGGUUGGCCGUGGGGCUGUGUACAUGUGUGUGCCCAGGGGUGAGUGUUUCUCAGGAUUCCUAACGAUUCAAAUUACCGUUGAGUAUAUAUAAAGAAUGAGUCUCUGUAUGGAAGAACAAAUGUGUGCAUUCACCCCCAGUCACAAUGGUCUCCAUUGCAUUUCAAAGGAGAGGAUCAGACUAUCUGAAUAUAAACACAAUCUGAUGUUAAUUUAUUCUAAGAACACCAUCAUUUUGAUUGUCCUAAAGAAUUCUGCCUUUGUGAAUACCGUGUUAAAUUUUUUUAAAUUUGUGACAGGAUUGUAGCAAAUUAUUAUUUAAGGAAAAUAAAUUGUGUAAACAUUUAAUGUGGUAUUUUUGAACAGCGGUUUUUAUGUACUCAGAAGAGGAAGUAAAGCCAGGUUCUUAAUGGUAUUUAUAGAAAAGAUGUUUUCAUAUUAUAAUGCACAUAAAUGAAGCCAUUUUGAUAUUCAGCAAAUUCGGUGCCAAUUGAAUAGUUUGCUGGUAGCAAGACGGAUGAAGACCUAUAUGGGAGAUUCUUUAUCUCUAGAGCUAGCAUAUUUACUUGCAUACUUUGUUUCUUUUCCACAUGGAUAUUUUACUGCUAAAUGGCAGAGGUGGGAGGGAGAUGUCACACAGUACCAUAACCCCAUAUUGAAAACAAGAAACCACCAGAAAGUUUGCAGCUAAGGGGCAGGGGAUUCAGUUCCUACGCCCACUCAGCACUAACUACUUGCGGGCCUGGUUGCUUAGAAGCUCUACCUCUCUUUCAUUAUCUGUAAAAUAGAAACAAUACUUAGGACUUUAGUUGGAACAUGAGGAUUGAAUAAGAUCACGCUAUUCAUGUGACUUUUUAUCGGCUAGAACAGCAACAGACACUGCUGUGGGUGAGUUACUUAGAAAAGUUUAGUUAUCAGUGAUUAGCCCAAAAACACAUCAGUCAAAAAUAGAAUCCACUGGAUUUUUGUCUCUCUUUUUAGAGACAGGGUCUCACUGUCGCCCAGGCUGGAGUACAGUGGCAUGAUCAUUGUUCACUGCAGCCUCAAAUUCCUGGGCUCAAGCAAUCCUCGCACCUCAGCCUCCUGAGUAGCCGGGACUAUAGGCACAUGCCACCUCACCUGGCUUGUGUGUGUGUGUGUGUGUGUGUGUGUGUGUGUGUGUGUGUGUGUGUGUGUGUGUGUGUGUGUAGAGACAGGAUCUUGAUGUGUUGCCUAGGCUGGUCUCAAACUCCUGGCCUCAAGUGAUCUUCCCACCUCAGCCUCCAAAACUGUUGGGAUUAUAGGCGUGAGCCACUGUGCCCAGCCUAACUGGGUUUUUAUGAGAGGAAAAUAGAAAAUGCUCUUCUAGAAGAGAGAGAACAAGAGCACAAAAUAAUCUGGACUCACAAAAAUUCAGCAAGCUCCAAGAAAGGGGGAUGGAGGGAACGCUGGCAAAAAUUUAAAUGCCAUUAGGAUAUUUAGCAAGUUAUUACUGUUUGGUAAAAAUGCAUCAUCACCCUGUGUGCAAAAUGCUUGCAAAGUAGUCUAAAUGUCUUUGGAGAUGGGUGUUUUACUGCUUUUUUCCAAAAACAAAUUGUUUAUUAUGGUUGCAGAAAUGCAGCCAUUACGGUCACAUAAAUUUCUAAAAAGCCUACCAAAGGUUGCAAGCAGUCUUCUGCCACUGGGCAGGCCAGCAGUUCAGACCCAGCGAGGUUGCCAGGAACAAAUCCAGGAAAUACUGGGAAGAACAAGACAAGAGAAUUACCUAAAAGAGCAAACAAUUCAAGUAAAUCCUGUAGCUAUUACCACUUAAAAUCCGUAGCUCAAGAUUCCUGUUUCACCACCUUAUACACUUAAGCAAUUAUACUUAAGCCUUUUUUUAGUCCUAAGUGAAGAACUACAUCAGAAUCAGGAUAAGUAUUUUGCCUGGGAAAUUUGGCUGCAUAUGAAUGGAGAAGACAUUUACAUCCUAUGUUCUGGCACUUUCUGAAAGAUCUAAUUAAACAUGUUGAUGUGCCAAUUUAAUCAAGAUGAGAGAUCCCUGCUGGUGUCACCCUCUAGAACCUGCACUUGGUGUUUUGACUUUCCAGAAGAAAAAAAUGCAACUUUGGUUAGGGGGCAGUGGUUGGAUCACACAGUUGUCUUUCGUUUCCUACCACAGUAAUUCAUAUUUAAAUAUGCUUUUAGAUUAGUGUGGAUACUAUUGCUGCUGUGUUGCUACCUGACCUUUUUCUGGGGGGGGUACCUCAGAAAUGAGCAUUUGAGGGCAAGCGAAAAAGCCCUCUUCAUCCUCCAGAGGCAACAAAGAGGCAGCAGAAAUGGGGAAAGAUUGUGAGAGGCAGGGCUUGGGUCUAGACCUGGACUUAGGCAAGAUAUGUUGCCCUCAACCCUGAGUUUUCUUAUAUGUAAAAAGGGAAGGUUGGGCUGGACUAGAUGAGGUCAAGAUUUGCCAUUCUGGGAGGCUGAUAUUCCAGAGAAUCAAAAUUAAUCCUAAACCAAAGCUUUAUGGCUGCUACAGAGACAUGUCACAUUUCUGAGACUUGUCACCAAGAGUUUGUCCCUCAGACUUUGGCGCUGUUGAAUGCAAAGACAAGGAUGGCCACCUUCUGGUUCUUGCCUGUUGUCCUCAGCUGAGAGCAGUCUCGGUAAAGGUGGCAAAGAUUCUGUGACCUCAGACCGGGGACCAAAUGCUUGGGAGUCUGAUGGCCGGGCUGGGCCACCAUUCUCAUAGCUCUCAUUCUGUUUGGAGCAACCAAAGGAUUUGUGUGAAGUUAUUUGGAAAAGGACCUUAACUGAGCAGUAAUCUUUUUUCUGUAUAUUUGGAAUGUUUUUCAUUCUGACCUGUUCUGUCAGUGAUUCUACUGAAAAACAAUUUAAUCAAUAUAAAAAUGUUCAAGCUAUGCAA
This is a messenger RNA of Homo sapiens (human), 12197 nucleotides long. It is a transcript of the gene PTPN3, whose product is annotated as protein tyrosine phosphatase non-receptor type 3. Bases 5600 to 8341 code for a protein of 913 amino acids. The transcript has 26 exons. Gene Ontology annotation, cellular component: membrane; cytoskeleton; plasma membrane. Gene Ontology annotation, molecular function: cytoskeletal protein binding; protein tyrosine phosphatase activity. Lineage: Eukaryota; Metazoa; Chordata; Mammalia; Primates; Hominidae. The record is from RefSeq and is a predicted model, not a curated record.